This is a messenger RNA of Monascus purpureus, 339 nucleotides long. The record is from the annotation of a GenBank genome assembly. NCBI's taxonomy places the organism in Eukaryota, Fungi, Ascomycota, Eurotiomycetes, Eurotiales, Aspergillaceae.
AUGCGGCGCAUGUCUACGGAGCCAGUGGAGCACCCUUCUUUCAAAUGGCCGGGCGUCGGGAGGACUCCCAGCAUUGCGGAUGGGCUAUCAAAUGCACGUAACCAGCUGUUGUCGGUCUGCAAGCAAGAAGACGGACAGGAACCGGCGUCCGAGCAGCAGCUUCCUUCAGUAUCAAUCAUAUCGUAUCAUAUCAAUUCCAGGAGAAUCUACGCUGGGACAGUGCGUCGUAUCUCAGAUUCCUCUGAAGAAAAGAAAAGAGAAAGGAUUUGCGGAUAUCUCUGCCAAAGCGGCUUGUGCCCCAUGCAAUCCCCAACGUCCACGCGUUCGCGGGGAGAGUGA